Messenger RNA from Williopsis jadinii, 1967 nucleotides. It is a transcript of the gene SLD3, whose product is annotated as Sld3p. The transcript has a single exon. Lineage: Eukaryota; Fungi; Ascomycota; Saccharomycetes; Phaffomycetales; Wickerhamomycetaceae. The coding region runs from base 45 to 1919 and encodes 624 amino acids. Gene Ontology annotation, biological process: DNA replication initiation. Gene Ontology annotation, cellular component: DNA replication preinitiation complex. The record is from RefSeq and is a predicted model, not a curated record.
AAAAGAAUCGGUCAUACCGAUCAGUCCGCAGCUCACAGUACAUUAUGAGUAACGUUUCUGUUACUGUACAUUCACUCAAGAAUCAAAAUGAUGCCGUUGUGACAUUGAUUUCACCAGUGAUGUCUGAUCUCUCUCUGCUGGCAUCUCUAAUGCUACAUACAGGGAGAUCAAACGGCGAUACACUUACCAUAAACAACAAUAAGUCAAGGAUUUUCUCCUGCAAUGAUAAUGAUACAUUUCUUCAACAACUUCAAAUACAGCCUUAUGUUGUCAAAAUAACACUAAAUGAAAGAGACCAAUAUGGCGUUGCUUCGUGCUUGGAUAGCACACGGAUCAUUGUGAAUUACUUAAUAUCUCCACCAUCCACACAUCAAUCUGAACCUCUCAAGACGCUGCACGUCUCACACAGCAUAUCUGAAUCCUGGUACUCAAUUUCAGAGCUUCACGAGGCUCCAAUAAACACAUAUAAGCUCAAAAUGUCACCACCGGUACAAAGCUCUCCAGUGAAGAUCAUUGACCACGAAGAUGUUAUCAACGAUCCAUUUGACUACUUCCUCGAUAAGUAUUUCUCCAAUUUGUACCUCCUCUCAACACCAUUGACUGUAUUUACUAAGUCAGUUUUUGCAAGACUGCGAGCAAUUUGUUUAAAGGAUUUGAAGUUUUAUGAAUCCAUUUUAUCACAGUUUGUCAUGAGAUUGGACCAAUUCGACCAGAGGCAUUCAGCAUUAAACAACGGAUUGCUGAACUCAUCGACACUCUUCGAAAAAGAGGAAAUAUACAGAAAGGAAUUCAUUGCAAAAUCCUUAAACUUGGUGGAUUUCGAUAUUCAUUCCCAGGAUUACCAAGAAACUAACAGAAGCUUGGGUCCCCUGUUAAGCGGUUUCAAAGUUAAGGAAACUCAACUACAAAUAUUAAUCCUGUUAGAAUUGAUUGAAAUAUCCGAUAGGGAUGAUAAAAGGUACUUUAAGCCUGUAAAAAUGCAAAAGCCAAAGAGAAAACUUGUGGGAAAGAAGAAAAUCACACCAAUACUGAACGGAAUGGGUAUUGACACAGGUAGACAGCGCUCAAAGUCUCUAUCAAUGGAACAGUUGUCGUACAAUCAAUUAUUGGACCUUUAUAUUGAGAAGCUGGCCAUUAAUGAUCUGUUAAAUGGUUCCUCGUCAAAUGAAAACUACACUCCAAAGUUCAUCAACUAUACAGUGGUUCCAUUCUUUGAGAAAAAAUGUCCUCAUUCAGUCAGACAUAUGAUCAAAAAGAUCAAAGGACCAUCUUUCAAACCCCCUGAUUCUAAACAAGCUGAUAAAACUAGAAAACGGGAUAAGGUGAGCAAACCAAUCUUACAGAGAUCACAAUCUACUCGGUCCAGACUGGAAGAUAUUGAAGAAUUGAAUUCGUCAUUAGUACGUUCGAAUUCAGAAUUGGAAUCACUUAAGAGAGUAUCUUCGUUUAAUUCGAAGAUACUUUCCAAACGAGAAAUUGAUGUUUCAGUUCCAGUGUUUGAAAGUAAACCGCUGAAGACGUCAAAUUCUCAAAUAUUCAACCGUGUUGGUAAAAGAACAGCCUCCACUACGUCUCUCAGGUUGACAAAGUCAUAUAGUCAAAUAGAAGCUACUCCGAUCAAGAAAGGAAAGAUCGUCGAUAUUAUCAAUACUCCAAAUGACAAUGUGAAGAAUACGCAGGGUCAAAUACCGGGCUCUGCAGAGAGUGUUGUUAUUGAGGAUAGUGGGAGUGCUCUCGACACUGCUGUAUGUUCAUCGCCCAUUGCUGUGCGUACUCUGGGUAGUCCAAUCAAUGUAAGGUCGAAACCCCAAAAGAAAGAGCCUUCAAAGGACUUUACAGAAUCAUCACCGAGACUAAUGGAUAGCCCUGUUACAGCAAAAAACGUCAGAAGACGUUUGUUUGCUCCGUCAAAGACUUAAUUGGAUCUACUCACCAAUAGAUAUUACGAAUGUUACGGUAUUUGUUCA